AUGUCGAAACGCGGAGCAGAGCAACAAGACGGCGUCAUCGUCAAAAGGGCACGGUCUUCUGAGGCAGAGACCAGCCAGCAGCUCAUCAUCUCCUCGUCGAACAAUGAGCGGCAGCAGGGUCUCAUCCGUUCGGUAACGCGGACUAGCAGUCUCGAGGCCCCCAUCGUCAGCCUUUCCGGUGCACAUUCCGCCGAAAUCUUGAGCUGUCGUUUCGACCCUAGUGGCCAAAAUAUUGCCGCCUGCUCGACAGACCGCUCCAUCUCCCUCUGGCGGACGUACUCGCCCAACACCAAUUAUGGCCUCCUUACGACGACGCACAAGGCCCCCAUCAUGGAUCUGCAGUGGUCCCUGAUGCACCCCCUCCUCUACACCGUCUCCGCGGACCACACACUCGCGUACACGGAUCUCGCGACGGGCACGCGCGUGCGCCGUCUGCGUGCGCACCGCGAGAUCAUCAACGCGCUCGACCGCACCGUCGCAGGCGGCGCAGGCGUUGAGCUCGUCGCCACCGCUUCAGACGACGGGACAGUGCGCGUGUGGGAGGGCGGAGACGAGGGCAGCAAGGAGCCCGUCAGUGUAUUCGAGAUCGGGUGCCCGGUAACGAGCGUGGCGUGGAGCGCAGAUGGCUCGACGAUAUACGCGGGAGCGCUGGACAACGAGAUCCAUGUCCUCGACCUCCGUAAACAGACCCAGCUCUCCACCCUCAUCGGCCACGCCGACACGCCCACGGGCCUCUCACUCUCUCCAGACGGCGCAUACCUUCUCUCGUCCUGUUUUUCCUCGCAGACUCUCAUCCACGACGUCCGUCCGUUUUCGCCGUCCCCGAAUCGCAUCCACCGCGUGCUCGGCGGGGCACCUGCUGGGUUCGAGAACACGCUGCUCAAGGGCGCGUGGAGCAGGGAAGACGGCGGACGGAGGGUCGCCCUCGGUGGCGCAGAUCGGACGGUCACCAUCUGGGACGUUGAGAGCGGAAAGGUGCUGUACAAGCUGCCCGGCCACAAGGGCACAGUCACAGCCGUCGAUUUCCACCCCAGAGAACCCAUCAUCCUCACUGCGAGCAAAGACGGUACAAUGCUCCUUGGUGAGAUCGAGCCUGGUGCAGCAUGAUCACAAAAGAUUCUGUACUUUUUGGAACCCGGACUCAAUUGUAUCCUUGCUAAUCACUAGUAAUCUAUUAUACUCCUCUG
Molecule: messenger RNA, 1187 nt
Organism: Heterobasidion irregulare TC 32-1
Lineage: Eukaryota; Fungi; Basidiomycota; Agaricomycetes; Russulales; Bondarzewiaceae
Exons: 6
Coding region: 1-1107 (368 amino acids)
Cellular component (GO): catalytic step 2 spliceosome
Molecular function (GO): protein binding; RNA binding
Source: RefSeq, a predicted model, not a curated record